GGAGAAAGGAAAGUAGACGGCCUGUCAUAUGCUCUACUUCCCUCACGCAAACAUCAGGGUGCUGUUAUGGCAUUUUCCAUCCCCGUGCAUCGAGUGGCUGUCCUUCAGUUCCUCCUGUUCGUAACCACAUGUAACGGGAGGAAAGCUAAUGAUGUUGACUUCUACAACUUAAUUCCACCUGUAGAUGUGACCCCUUUCCCGAAGAGCUUCAAGUGUUUCACUUGUGAACGAGCCUCUGACAACUAUAACUGCAACCGCUGGGCAGAGGACAAGUGGUGCCCUCAGAAUACAAAGUUCUGUAUCACAGUCCAUCGCUUCUCCAGUCAUGGGAAGAGCCGCUCUGUGACCAAGCGUUGCGCAGUCAGGGACGACUGCCUUGCAGUGGGCUGCCAUCACAACGGCGACACUAGCCACACAGAGUGUACCUCAUGCUGUGAGGGCAUGGUCUGCAAUGUGGAAGUCCCAACCAAUCACAGCAAUGCAGUGUUCACCAUGAGACACGCCCACAGCACAUCAGCUCCGCCCACCUCAGCCUGGAGGGUCCCAGUUCUACUGUCAUCUGUUUCCAUGGCACUGGUGCUGUUGUAACCAUAGAGUGAACUAGAACCAGAACCAGUUCCUUCCCCAGAACUAAUGCACAGUAUACAAGAGCUGAGUUAGGAGAUGUGGCUUUCAUUAAGCCAAGACUGAAGUAAAAUCUGCCUAGAGAUUAAAGCACAUCAGCCAACAGACUGAAGCAGACGUGAUGUGGGAGCCGUCUUAAUCUUGGAUUGUUCCUGGGGGAAUUCAUGUUGUGUACGGUCUUGAGUUUGUGCAUGGAGGACGGUGUGUCUGUGACUCGGGUAUGUUCCAGCCAGCCUGGAUGCCUACAAUAAUGGACAUUUCCGCCGCAACAGGACUGCCACAGAGGUGCUCAGCCCAACCUGGAUCUGCUUCUAGGUACUGGGGGUAGGGUAAAUGGUGAAUGGUCUGCAUUUAUAUAGCGCCUUUAUCCAAAGCGCUGUACAAUUCAUGCUUCUCAUUCACCCAUUCAUACACACACUCACACACCAAUGGGAACUGGCUGCCAUACAAGGCACCGACCUGAUCCACAGUCUUGCUAAGGGACACCUCGACACACCAAGGGUGGGAUCAAACCGGAAACCCUCCGACUGCCAGACAACUGCCAGGCGACUGCCAGACGACUGCCAGAC
Conger conger (European conger) is the source of this 1193-nucleotide messenger RNA. Its product is annotated as ly6/PLAUR domain-containing protein 6B-like. The record is from RefSeq and is a predicted model, not a curated record. The coding region runs from base 67 to 588 and encodes 173 amino acids. The transcript has 5 exons. Gene Ontology annotation, molecular function: acetylcholine receptor regulator activity. NCBI's taxonomy places the organism in Eukaryota, Metazoa, Chordata, Actinopteri, Anguilliformes, Congridae.